CAUAAAUAGGCAGCAGGCCAGUCCCAGCCCACACACAGACCCCCAACUUGCGGUUGUUCACCUCGCCACAGCUCUGCCUUCAUAUCACCUGAACCACAGCCAUGGCUCAGUCACUGGCUCUGAGCCUCGUUAUCCUGGUUCUGGCCUUCAGCAUCCCUCGGACCCAAGGCAGUGAUGGAGGGGCUCAGGACUGUUGCCUCAAGUACAGUGUAAGGAAGAUUCCAGCCCAGGUUGUCCGCAGCUACCGGAAGCAGGAGCCAAGCUUAGGCUGCCCCAUCCCAGCUAUCCUGUUCUCGCCCCGGAAGCGCUCUCAGCCAGAGCUUUGUGCAGAUCCUAAGGAUGCCUGGGUGCAGCAACUGAUGCAGCAUCUGGACAAGCCACGGAAAGAAGUCCAGGGCUGUAGGAAAGACAGAGGGGCCUCCAAGGCUGGCAAGAAGAGAAAAGGCUCCAAAGGCUGCAAGGGGACUGAGCAGGCACAGACCCCAAAAAGGCCAUAGCCCAGUGACCAGCCUGGAGCCCUGCAGGCCCCCACCAGCCUCAUCAGGGAUCAGAUCCCUAACCCAAGGGCAAGAAGGGGGCUAGGACAGAGGAAGGACUCCAGGGCCCCAGAGCAGCCACCCUAUGCUGGCCUUGCCACACUCCUCCUGCUUCAACCAUCCCAUCUGCAUUACCAGCCCUACCCUGCAAGGCUGAGCUGCCCACGCCAGGCCUGGCCCAGAGAGGCAGAGGAGGGAGAGUCUCCCAGGGAGUAUGAGAGGUGGCAGCAGGACUGUCCCCUCUGAGGAGAAGCCACUCAGGACUCUGGACCUGAUCUUGCUCCCCAUUGCACCCGCCUCUUUCUUGUAAAUAUGAUUUGCAUCUAAUUGAAUAAAAUGCUG
This is a messenger RNA of Propithecus coquereli (Coquerel's sifaka), 878 nucleotides long. It is a transcript of the gene CCL21, whose product is annotated as chemokine (C-C motif) ligand 21. The transcript is spliced from 4 exons. Gene Ontology annotation, biological process: G protein-coupled receptor signaling pathway; lymphocyte chemotaxis; neutrophil chemotaxis. The record is from RefSeq and is a predicted model, not a curated record. Gene Ontology annotation, cellular component: extracellular region. The coding region runs from base 102 to 497 and encodes 131 amino acids. Lineage: Eukaryota; Metazoa; Chordata; Mammalia; Primates; Indriidae. Gene Ontology annotation, molecular function: CCR chemokine receptor binding; chemokine activity.